UGUGAGAGAGAGAGAGAGAGAGAGAGAGAGAGAGAGACGGGAGUAUGUGGGUAACCUGAGUACAGGGCGUCCUAGCUCUUCAACAGGGAGUCAACCAAACUCCAACUUUCUCUGGGCAGGCGGCGUUCAGCACUCGGCCAGGAUGGACAGCAAACAUCUGGAUUGCAGAGGAAUUCCUUGCAUGAAACAGAUCAGUGGGCCAUUCAUUAUGAGUUGCUCGUUGUAAUAAGAUAUUCGUGGGCAUCCGAUUUUCGUGCAAAUAGGCUCAACGUAGCAAUCUGCGAGGCAGCAGCGGACGCGGUUCUAUUUUUAGAAAAGCUGGAGAGGAAUCAAUCAAACUGCGACUAAAGCAGUGUUUUCAUGACAAUCGGCUGCUUUUAGUGCUGCAAUCUUCCGAGGCGCACGUCUGCGCUCCCUGGGUCAUAAGGACGGCAUGUCACGUUUUUAUCAGCCGGAUUUCUGAUGCAGAAUGGUGCCUUUUUCUCUCAUGCUGUCCGGGAAUGCACACCGCUGGAUCUCAAACUUUUGCAUGAUGGAAUCCACUACACUUGAUGGUAACCGCGGCUGCAUUUCUUUUGGGACCUCGUGCACUUUUGCAUCGUGUCGCUGUGUUAGAAUCACCAAAGAACACUGCAGUUUGGGACGUGAAUGACAAUCGCUGUUGAACGACAAAGAACUAAGGAGAACAUCGCCGAGGCGCAUACACGUACUUCCAUCAAGUUCCAGCGCAUUCUUCUUUCCGGCUCCUAUGGGAAUCAAACACUCGUCCCGCUGCAUGCUCCUCAGGAGAAAAAUGGCGGAGUCUGAGAGCAUUGAGCAACCACAGCCACAGCCUCGGCCGAUCCGCAUAAUUCCGUCCCGGUCGGCACAGCCCACCUCGUUGCCCAAGCCGGUGCCUUCCAUCCAGCAAGCCUCGCGGCCUCCUCUGCCUCCACACACGCCUCAUGCUGCCAGCCUUUCCAGUUGUCCCGGGCGGGGGAAGACGUCGAAGUUCCUUAGCCCAGAGGACAUGACCUCGCGAGACUACUACUUUGACUCCUACGCCCACUUUGGUAUACAUGAGGAGAUGCUGAAGGACGAAGUGAGGACGCUCACCUACAGGAACUCCAUGUACCACAACAAGCACGCCUUCAAGGACAAAAUCGUGCUGGACGUGGGCAGCGGGACGGGCAUUCUGUCCAUGUUCGCGGCCAAAGCGGGGGCCAAGCACGUGUACGGGAUUGAAUGUUCCAGUAUAUCAGAGUACUCAGAGAGGAUCAUCAAGUCCAAUCACCUUGACAGUGUGAUCACCAUCUUCAAGGGCAAGGUGGAGGAGGUGGAGCUCCCUGUUGACAAGGUGGACAUCAUAAUAUCUGAAUGGAUGGGCUACUGCCUCUUCUAUGAAUCCAUGCUGAACACCGUCAUCUUUGCCAGAGACAAGUGGCUGAAACCUGGUGGAUUAAUGUUUCCCGAUCGGGCCUCUCUGUACGUGGUGGCCAUUGAGGACCGGCAGUACAAAGACUUCAAAAUACAUUGGUGGGAGAACGUGUACGGCUUUGACAUGACCUGUAUCCGCAAUGUGGCCAUGAAGGAGCCGCUGGUGGACGUGGUGAAUGCCAAGCAGGUUGUGACAAACUCCUGCCUCAUCAAGGAGGUGGACAUCUACACAGUGAAGACUGAAGACCUGUCUUUUACCUCAGCAUUCUGCCUGCAGAUCCAGAGGAAUGACUACGUCCAUGCUCUGGUCACCUACUUUAACAUUGAGUUCACCAAGUGUCACAAGAAGACUGGUUUCUCCACCGCACCAGAUGCUCAAUACACCCACUGGAAGCAGACGGUGUUUUACCUGGAGGACUAUUUGACGGUGCGGAGAGGCGAGGAGAUCGUUGGCAGCAUCGACAUGAAGCCCAAUGAGAAGAACAUUCGCGACCUGGACUUCACUUUCGAGCUGGAUUUCAAAGGGCAGCUGUGUGAAGCGGCCAUAUCCCACGACUACAGGAUGCGCUAAGUUCGACCGG
Messenger RNA from Pungitius pungitius (ninespine stickleback), 1997 nucleotides. It is a transcript of the gene prmt8a, whose product is annotated as protein arginine N-methyltransferase 8-B. Gene Ontology annotation, cellular component: plasma membrane. Gene Ontology annotation, biological process: peptidyl-arginine methylation. The transcript has 10 exons. Gene Ontology annotation, molecular function: protein-arginine N-methyltransferase activity. The record is from RefSeq and is a predicted model, not a curated record. Lineage: Eukaryota; Metazoa; Chordata; Actinopteri; Perciformes; Gasterosteidae. The coding region runs from base 749 to 1987 and encodes 412 amino acids.